GGCGAGAGCAGCCGAUUGGCAGAGCGGGGCUUUCAGGAACAAUAACAGUGGGGGGAGCCGGGGCCCCGGGGAGCCUCCCCGCCCCGGCCCGGCAGCGGCUCACGCCCCCCGCGGGGUCCCCACCUCCGCGCCGCCCCGCGGGCUGACCGGCGCCCGGGCCCGCCCCCGGCGCCCACCAUGUACGCCUUUGUGCGGUUCCUGGAGGACAACGUCUGCUACGCGCUGCCCGUGUCGUGCGUGCGCGACUUCAGCCCCCGCUCGCGACUGGAUUUUGACAACCAGAAGGUGUACGCAGUGUACCGGGGCCCGGAGGAGCUGGGCGCGGAGCCCGAGAGUCCCCCGCGUGCCCCCCGGGACUGGGGCACGCUGUUGCUCCACAAGGCCCAGAUCCUGGCUCUGGCAGAAGACAAAUCUGAUCUUGAGAACAGUGUGAUGCAGAAGAAAAUAAAAAUCCCCAAACUUUCUCUCAGUCACCUGGAAGACGAUGGGGAGGUUAAAGACUACGGGGAAGAAGACUUACAGCUUAGACACAUCAAGAGACCGGAGGGGCGGAAGCCUAGUGAAGCGGCCCACAAGAGUAUCGAGGCAGUGGUGGCCCGGCUAGAGAAACAGAACGGCCUGAGCCUGGGUCACAACACUUGUCCGGAAGAGGUCUUUGUGGAGGCCUCACCGGGCACAGAGGACAUGGACAGCCUGGAGGAUGCUGUUGUGCCCCGGGCUCUGUAUGAGGAGCUGCUGCGAAACUACCAGCAGCAGCAGGAGGAGAUGCGCCACCUCCAGCAGGAGCUGGAGCGGACUCGGAGGCAGCUCAUGCAGCAGGCCAAGAAGCUCAAGGAGUACGGGGCCCUGGUGUCUGAAAUGAAGGAACUCCGAGACCUCAACAGGAGACUCCAAGAUGUGUUACUCCUGCGGCUUGGCAGCGGUCCCGCCAUUGACUUGGAAAAAGUAAAGUCAGAAUGUCUCGAGCCCGAGCCGGAGUUACGGAGCACUUUCAGUGAGGAAGCAAAUACGUCGUCCUAUUACCCCGCUCCUGCGCCUGUCAUGGACAAGUAUAUCCUAGACAAUGGCAAGGUUCAUCUGGGAAGUGGGAUUUGGGUUGACGAGGAGAAAUGGCACCAGCUACAAGUCACCCAAGGAGAUUCUAAGUACACGAAGAACUUGGCAGUCAUGAUCUGGGGAACAGAUGUUCUGAAAAACAGAAGUGUCACAGGAGUCGCCACAAAAAAAAAGAAGGAUGCAAUCCCGAAGCCGCCCCUCUCUCCUCACAAGCUAAGCAUCGUCAGAGAGUGUUUGUAUGACAGAAUAGCACAAGAAACAGUGGACGAAACUGAAAUUGCACAGAGACUCUCCAAAGUCAACAAGUACAUCUGUGAGAAAAUCAUGGAUAUCAACAAAUCUUGUAAAAAUGAAGAACGAAGGGAAGCAAAAUACAAUUUGCAAUAAACUUUGGAUUUUUUCAUAAAGCCUUGGCAUUUUUCUUGUGUGGUGUGUGCAUUAUGGGCGGCAGUGCCAUCCAAAUAGACCCCACCAGGCGCGGCCGUGUCUUGGCAGAGGGCCUUCAGGGCGCUGAGGUCACUGUCUUAUCUGGACUUGGACUUCCUACUUCGAAGAAGGCAGAUGGAUUUGCUGAGACUCAGCAGAGCCUCACACCUCAACCAGUGUUGUUGAGGGAUGGGGAAGCACUUUUCACGGGCUGUGAGGCAUCAGAGAGCCUGUUGGGACCACAGUAUGAACUGUUAUUUUUACCACUGGAGCACAUCUAUCUCUGCUCCUCUAUUUUGUUCUAUAAUAAAACUCCAUUAAUUCUUGAUGUAGACAAUUGUUCUCUUUUUUAUAUAAUAUUAAACCUGUGUGCUGCAUGUGGCCUGCAAAGCCCUCUCAGGAGCAAGAUCCCGCAAGGGUCAUGGGUCCUGUGAUGGCUCUAAGGGUCUCCAAAGCAUCUCACCCUCUCUGACUUCAAAGGAUGAGUCUUGAACCACUUAGCUUUUCCCAGAUGAUCUGCAACUAGCAUCUGAAAAAAUAAGCUUCCCCGAUUAUUUGAGCCUACUUUUGUAAAGAAAUGGGUACUGAGGGCCUAAUAAUGUUAGCUGUGGUGUACAGGGUUGCCAGAAAAUGAGAUACAUCAGUGGCUAGCUGUUCGUUUAUUCUCUCUUUUAUCUCAAACGAUCUUUCAGGUUUACAUAAUCGUUUAUCUGCUUCUUUAUUUGGUUGCUGGAUCUUUAUGGUGCCUGGCACAUGCUUUUGGCAAAGCACUUUCUAUCUUCCUUGUGGACUUGCACUUUUCUUUAUGCAAUGCCAAUAAAGUAAGUGUGGCAUUUUGGAAAGGGCUUUGGACAAAUGCCUCUAGGUUCUAAGCCUGGCUCUCCUGCUUGCGCUGGCAUUAACGUAACGCCCUUGUACCUCCAUUUUCUGUUCCGUAAAAAAGAAAACCUGCCUCACAGAGUCGCUCUAAGGGUUAGAGAUAAAAUGUAUAAAGUGUUCAAUAAAUGUCAG
Molecule: messenger RNA, 2493 nt
Organism: Microtus oregoni (creeping vole)
Lineage: Eukaryota; Metazoa; Chordata; Mammalia; Rodentia; Cricetidae
Gene: Bend5
Product: BEN domain containing 5
Exons: 6
Coding region: 178-1443 (421 amino acids)
Biological process (GO): negative regulation of DNA-templated transcription
Molecular function (GO): DNA binding
Source: RefSeq, a predicted model, not a curated record